CGCUGUCGUCGGAAGGAGCUGGAAGGGGAUCGAUAUAUGGGAUGGGGAUGUUGAUAUCUGUUUGAGUUCAGUUACUUUUGUCUUCUUGUUAGCAAAGGCAAAGGAGGAAGAGGAUCAGCACACGCAUAGCUUAGCAGUCAGUCUAGAAUCCCAGAGAGACAGAGAGAGAGAGAGAGAGAGAGAGAUUGUGUUUGCAUGAGUCUGAUCCAUCCAUCAGGAGUCUUUUUGAUUUCUUUUAAGAGUACUGUCUGAGAUGAUGAAUGUGGUGGCCAUUUGUCUGGUGGCGACCUCCCUCGCUGCCGCUGGGGUCUGGUCUCCCAGUCCCUCCCCUACCCCUCGGCCUCACACCCACCCGCCAGACAUCAAUAAUGAUGCAGUCAUCGUCAAAGACGGUCACCGCACCAUCGUUGUCGAGUACGACCAGGACGGCCACCCCAACACUAAGGUCUCCAUCUCCCCCGACACUACUUCCCUCUCCGCUUCUAGUUCUAAUAAGGAAGCCCGGGCCAGGGACAAAGAUGACAACUUGGCACGGGAGGAAGAGGACUCCGACCAAAAAUUGCACGAAUCUGGUCAUGGUCCUGGGUUUGCGGCCAAAGAGCUCAUCUGCGACGCCUACGGGAAGUGCAAGCAUGUGAUCUCCAGCACCCUCGGGAAGGCCAGAGACGAGGCAGCAGCCACGGUUCAUGAAAUUGGGAGGGAGGCAGGUGAAGCGAAAGAAUUCGUGUCCCGUGAAGCCCACGAUGCCAAGGAACACACUAAGGAGAAGUUCGAGGGUGCCAGGGAUGAGGCUAGAGAGGUUAAGGAAUCUGUGGUUCAGAGAGCCCAUGAUGCCAAGGAGAGAUUCGAGGGAGCUAAGGAAGGGGCAAAAGAAUCCUUGUCUCAGGGAGCCCAUUAUGUCGAGGAACAAUUAGAUAGAGCCAAAAACGCUGCAAAGGAAGCGAAAGAAGAUGCCAAGAAGACGAUAGGUGAAACAGUUAGGAGCUUGUCCGAGGCCGCGGAGAAGGGGAGAAGAGCUAAAGAGACUGCCAAGGGCCGGGUGAAGGCAGGGCCCAGCAAAAUCAAGGAGAUGGGCUACAAGCUGUUGGCUUCACGGUCCCUGAUGCCUACUUCUCUUAUGGGUCUGGUCAACCUGCUGGGAUUCGCAGUGGCUUAUGGGAUGUGCACUUGGGUCACAUUCAUCUCAAGCCGCGUGCUGGCGAAGACACUCCCCAGGCAGCAGUUUGCCCUGGUGCAGAGCAAGCUCUACCCAAUUUACUUCAGAGCCAUGGCUUAUAGCAUCGGAGGGUCUCUCUUGGGGCACAUGUUCAGCCACCAGAGGCGGCUAUUUUCGAGUAAUCCGGAGAUGCUGCAGAAUUACAAUCUCUUGGCCUCUCUCCUGAUGGUCUGCUUCAAUAUGCUGUACUUGGAGCCAAGAGCCACCAAGGUAAUGUUUGAGAGGAUGAAGCUAGAGAAGGAAGAAGGCAGAGGAAGGGAAUUCUUUGGCGAGGAGCUCAGAGUUGGAGUUGGAGUCGGAGUCGGAGGCAGGCAAACAAAUGAGUCGAGCCCAGCUGGAGAAGCUCCUGCAUCCACUGCACCUACCGCCGCAGGCACGGCAGUGGCCUCGCCAGUAGCAGACAGUGCGGAGGAGGCUGCUCUUAGGGCCAGGGUAGCUAAGUUGAACGAGAGGUUGAAGAGCCUUAACUCAUACUCAUCGCUGCUGAACAUCUUGACCUUGAUGGCCCUUUCUUGGCAUCUAGUUUAUCUAGGGCAAAGAGUGUCACCGACUUGUUGAACGCCCAGUAGCAGUUCGCCGUAAUGUUUCAGAAAAUAUCUAUCUUUUCGUUUAUACUAGGCUUAAUUGUCAAACUUGUUUUAGGCUACUGUAUGUGUUAGGAUCCUCCGCUCUGUAGGAUGCAUGCCACUCUCUCUUUUGAACGUAGCAUCUUAUAAAUGUUCAUGCAAAGUUUUGCUUUCUGGGUU
Punica granatum (pomegranate) is the source of this 1962-nucleotide messenger RNA. The record is from RefSeq and is a predicted model, not a curated record. NCBI's taxonomy places the organism in Eukaryota, Viridiplantae, Streptophyta, Magnoliopsida, Myrtales, Lythraceae.